Molecule: messenger RNA, 1251 nt
Organism: Saccoglossus kowalevskii
Lineage: Eukaryota; Metazoa; Hemichordata; Enteropneusta; Harrimaniidae
Product: patched domain-containing protein 3-like
Cellular component (GO): membrane
Source: RefSeq, a predicted model, not a curated record
AUGGCGUUUUAUUUUUUCGAGAGCCGUUUGAAAGUUGCCCUGUGUCGCUACGGCAGAGUUGUCGGUAACUACCCAAUCCCAUUUAUCGUCCUCCCGCUUAUGCUCACCUUUUCGCUCGCCGUGGGUGGAUUUUAUUUUACGGGUAACAAUGACAUCGAAUAUUUAUUCACACCGACGAACGGACCGGCCAAGAAGGACAGAGAUUUAUUGGAUAGUCUUUUUCCGAUGAAUUACUCUGGGGAAUUUCUUGCCAAUCGUCAGAGCGAUUUCGGAAGAUACGCCAGUGUUAUUAUUUACACGAAAAAGCAGAUUGAAAACAUACUCGCUGUCGACUCCCUGCGCGAAAUAUUCGAAUUUCACGACUACAUGACAAAAACGAAGGCAAGUAUUGGGAGAGAAGAGUACUCAUACAGACAGUUAUGUGCCAAGUGGAAGACACAGUGUGUUGAUCCAAACCCAGUAUUAAAAAUUUACAACUAUACAACGCAAAAUGUGAAUUUUAUCAACAUAUCGUACCCAGUAAUGGCGGGCCCGGGAAAUAUAUCAUAUUUUAUCGGCGGCAGUCUCGGUGGUGUGCAGUUUUACGGCGAUACCAGUAUUGUUAAGUCGGCAAGAGCCAUUUUGUUGUUCUACCCAUUGAAACAUUCACCGAAUAACAUCGAUGAGGCGAGCGUAGAACUUGAGAACGAAAUUACCAAAAUGGCGGCUAAAUACAAAUGGACGAAAAUAAUAGUGACGUUGACGAUGUCACAGACGCUGGCCAACGAACUCGAUGACAUCAUCAUACGAAUGAUACCAAGGUUUAUAAUCUCCUUCUUUAUUCUGACGUCAUUUUCCGUUCUAUCUCUAAUGAUGACUGAUUGGGUGACCAGUAAACCAGUACUUGGUACUCUCGGCGUGGCAUCGGCACUGUUAGCUGUGAUUUCGACUAUAGGGUUGCUAAGUUACUGUGGCGUGCCCUUCAUUCAUCUCAACAUUGCAAUGCCAUUUUUGACUCUAGGAGUCGGAGUGGAUGAUAUGUUUAUAAUGAUAGCAUCAUGGCGGACAACGUCACCCCGAACCAGCGUACCUAAUCGAAUGGCGGAGACCUUCUCAGAGGCAGCGCUCUCUAUAACGAUAACAAGCAUUACUGAUGUGAGUGAGGGGAUACAGCUAAGACAACUCGCUCUUGAAGACUCUUCUGACCCUUACGGCCUGACAUAUUAUGAACUUGAAGAACGUUAUUUUAACGAAUAUGGACCAGUUAUACAG